AUGAAGCUCGCCUCCAUGGUCGCUGCCCUAAUUAGACAAGGACAUCUCCUAAAGCAGUUGCAUUGUGAUCAUGAUCAUUUUUCAACUAGAUGGGAAGCCAUCAGCCGUGUCUGCGAAGCUGUGCCAGGUGCCAAAGGAGCCUUCAAGAAGAGAAAGCCUCCAAGUAAAACGCUGUCCAGCAUCCUGGGGAAGAGCAACCUCCAGUUCGCAGGGAUGAGCAUCUCCCUGACCAUCUCCACCGCCAGCCUGAAUCUGCGCACUCCCGACUCCAAACAGAUCAUAGCGAACCAUCACAUGCAGUCCAUCUCCUUUGCUUCCGGGGGAGACCCGGACACAACAGACUAUGUUGCCUAUGUCGCUAAGGACCCUGUUAAUCGCAGAGCUUGCCACAUUCUGGAAUGCUGUGAUGGGCUAGCCCAAGAUGUCAUUGGCUCCAUUGGACAAGCCUUUGAACUCCGGUUCAAACAGUAUUUGCAAUGUCCUUCCAAGAUUCCUGCUCUCCAGGACCGAAUGCAGAGUCUGGAUGAGCCAUGGACUGAAGAGGAGGGAGAUGGCCCUGAUCACCCAUACUACAACAGUGUUCCCAGUAAGAUGCCUCCUCCAGGGGGCUUUCUUGAUGCUCGACUGAAAGCCAGACCCCAAGCUCCUGACGCAGCCCAGUUUGCAGGGAAAGAGCAAACUUAUUACCAGGGGAGACACUUAGGAGACGCAUUUGGUGAUGACUGGCAGCGGGCACCCACCAGGCAAGGUUCCUUGGACAUCUAUAGCACACCAGAAGGGAAAGGGCACAUGGCUCUGGUGGGAGAGACACCAACCUACGUCAACACCCAGCCGGUCCCUCCACAGAUUUGGCCAGCAGCAAGCAGCAGCACCGAGAGCAGCCCACGGAAGGACCUCUUUGACAUGAAGCCUUUUGAAGAUGCUCUCAAGAACCAGCCGCUGGGGCCCGUGUUGAGCAAAGCGGCGUCUGUGGAGUGCAUCAGCCCUGUCUCACCCAGAGCCCCAGAUGCCAAGAUGCUGGAGGAGCUUGAUGCUGAGCCCUGGUACCAAGGAGAGAUGAGCAGGAAGGAGGCAGAGGCACUGUUGCAAGAAGAUGGAGACUUUCUAGUCCGAAAGAGUACUACCAACCCUGGCUCCUUUGUCCUCACGGGAAUGCACAAUGGCCAGGCCAAGCACUUGCUGCUGGUGGACCCGGAAGGCACGAUCCGGACGAAGGACAAGGUCUUUGACAGCAUUGGCCACCUCAUCAACUACCAUCUUGAGAGCAGCCUGCCCAUCGUCUCUGCAGGGAGUGAGCUUUGCCUCCAGCAACCAGUGGAGAGGAAACACUGA
Messenger RNA from Peromyscus eremicus (cactus mouse), 1332 nucleotides. RefSeq names its product SHC adaptor protein 3 (gene Shc3). Gene Ontology annotation, molecular function: receptor tyrosine kinase binding. NCBI's taxonomy places the organism in Eukaryota, Metazoa, Chordata, Mammalia, Rodentia, Cricetidae. Gene Ontology annotation, cellular component: plasma membrane. The transcript is spliced from 11 exons. Gene Ontology annotation, biological process: intracellular signal transduction; cell surface receptor protein tyrosine kinase signaling pathway. The record is from RefSeq and is a predicted model, not a curated record. The coding region runs from base 1 to 1332 and encodes 443 amino acids.